AUGAAAUGGUUCCAGAGGACACGAGCACCAUGCCGUGGCCAUCUCUGGGAUCUGCUACUCAUGCGCUGGGAAUCUGUAAACCUUGUGACUUCCAGCACCGCACCAGCUGCAGGGCGGGAUACAAAUGCCAGUUCUGCCAUCUAUGCCCUCCCGGUGAGAAUCGCCGUCGCAAGAAACAAAAGCAGGCUGCUGCCAAGUUUUGCCGUCGCCUGGAGGCUGCUGGUGAGAAGGUCUGACCUUUCCGAUCGGGAGAUGAUCUCCGGGAACGUUGCGGAACGUUGCGGAACGUUUGACCCGUGUUGA
Messenger RNA from Cladocopium goreaui, 303 nucleotides. The record is from the annotation of a GenBank genome assembly. Lineage: Eukaryota; Dinophyceae; Suessiales; Symbiodiniaceae.